UAUCCUUAGGCCAUGUGAAAGGAGACAGGUUGGCCUUGGUACUCUCUGUUCCCAUUGGUCAGAAUCACGUGCCAUCAUUGAUCAAUGUAGAUUUGUGGAAGGGGAGGCAAAAAAAGUGGCGGUGGUGGGUUGAGACAAGCUCUUAUGGCGAUUCUUGAGAGCUUUCUUAGAUUUAGGUUUCUUCAGCAUGUUGUGAUUUUGUUGCAGAUCCAUAGUGUAAUCUGCUAUCAGUACAAAGUUGGAGAUUUGGAUUCUUGGGGUCUUCCCACUUCUGAAAAUCCAAAGAUCUAUAUGUAUUGGUCUAAAUAUCACUCUUUACAGAUUGGUGAUUCUCUGAUGUUCUUGUAUCCACCAAGCCAAGAUUCAGUGAUUCAAGUUACAAAGGAAUCUUACAACAGCUGCAAUCUCAAGAAUCCAAUCUUGUCCAUGAAAGAUGGUAACUCUGUUUUCAAUAUCACUACUUAUGGGGAUCUGUUCUUCACCAGUGGAGUUGCAGGCCACUGUGAGAAGAAUCAGAAGCUUCAUAUCUCUGUGCUUUCUGGAAAUGGUUCUUCUGCAAGCGCUCCAUCUUCUGAUGGUGCACUUCCUGAAAUCUCUCCCUCUUACCCCACUGUUUUUGGUGGAAUCCCAGCAGCUCCCAUGGCCAACUCCAGCUCCUCCUCCUCUUCUUCCUCUUUGUCAACAAAAAUCUCAUUUUUUCCUGCCUUGGUUGCUGCUGCUUUUGCUGGGCUUUUGAUUCUGAGCCAAUGAGUUCGUUCAUAUAUUGAGAUUCAUUGAGUUAUAAUGGUUUGAGAAAUGAAUUCUUUUUCACAAUUAUUAUCCCUGCGUUGUUGUGUUCUUAGAUGAAUUGAAUUCAUCUGUGUUGUUUAAUGGUGUUUCCUAUAAGAAAUGGCUCUGAUUUUCAGGUGUAAAA
This is a messenger RNA of Cucurbita pepo subsp. pepo (vegetable marrow), 913 nucleotides long. RefSeq names its product early nodulin-like protein 8 (gene ENODL8). NCBI's taxonomy places the organism in Eukaryota, Viridiplantae, Streptophyta, Magnoliopsida, Cucurbitales, Cucurbitaceae. Gene Ontology annotation, molecular function: electron transfer activity. Gene Ontology annotation, cellular component: plasma membrane. The record is from RefSeq and is a predicted model, not a curated record.